GACCAAAACCUCAGAAAGCCACGACGCAAAGGCAAAGAGGCUGCUUUGCUUUGUUUCCUCCGACCGUCGGCGGUUCCUUCGAUUGGAUCGAUCAGAACCACUCCGUCCGCGGUGAGGGGAAGAGCCGGCGCGGCGGCGGCUGUGGCGUGCGGAUCGGCGGCUGGAUGGAAGUGCCGUGGCUGCUGGUGGCACACGGGUCGGUGACGGCGCUGGUGGUGGUGUCGUUCCUGUGCGGGCAGUGGCCCAUCUUCGAGGGCACCUUCGUCGAGCGCAUCAACCACUUCCUCACCUUCGGUGCAUACCACCACCUCCUGUGGCUCGUGCAGGCGGUGUGCGGCACCGGGGCCAGGGAUCUCGUCCUCGGCAUCGAGCAGUACUGCUGCGACCGACCCAACCCGAUCCUGCAGGUUUUUUAUGUUGCCAUAAUUGGGGUGACAUAUUUUAUAGUAGUGCAGACAUCUUUCAAGUACAUUCCUGGGUAUUAUGUGAGUGGAUUGCACAGAUAUUUGAGUAUCGUGGCUGUUCUUGUUGGUUCUAUACUCUUCGUGCUCACUAGCUUUUCUGAUCCUGGGACUGUUACUAAGGACAAUGUCUCUCAAUAUGUAUCUUCUUACCCAUACGACAACAUUAUUUAUGUGGAGAAAGAAUGUUCUACUUGCAAGAUUACUAGACCAGCCAGGGCAAAGCACUGUAGAAUAUGUGAUAGAUGUGUUGCUCGAUUUGAUCACCAUUGUGGAUGGAUGAAUAAUUGCAUUGGGGAGAAAAAUGCUCGCUAUUUUGUGGCCUUUUUAGUUUGGCAUUUUCUUUUAUGUGUGUACGGAGCAUUAGUCCUUGGCUUCAUUCUUGCUGGUGAGCUAAAAGAGAGGAAAGUUAUCUACAUAUUUACAGCUUAUUAUGGUAUUGAUUACUCAUUCUCUGGCCUAUUUCCACAUGUCGCACAGUGGUUGCUUGCUGUGCAUAACACUCAGAUACUUCUGAGCGUAUUUUUGGCUAUAUUAGCGUUGCUCCUUGGUGGUUUCUGUGCUUACCAUGCACACCUUUGUUUAACAAAUACGACAACCAACGAGACAUUCAAAUGGCAAGACUAUAUCAUGUGGAUGAAAAAGGAGAAUGAAGCAAAGGCAAAUGCUGCUGCACUCAAGGCCAGCAUAGGCUCAGUUAACAGCGAAGCACAGAAAUCUCCUCCAAGCAAAUGGAGGGCAUUCCUCCUUAGAUCCCGAACACCGGGUGACGAGCCAGUUGUGAAAAAUAACAUAUAUAACAGAGGCAUGAUCAAAAACUUGUGGGAGGUGAUCGUCCCUUUAUCAGAGCGGAAGUCAUUUUCCCGAAGGAAAUCAGAAUGAAACUGUUGUUGUUUUCACCUGCUGUAUCACCAAACUGUUGUAUAUCCGUGUAGAAUUUGUGAAACAUUUUUAUCGUAGUAUAGAAGAAAUAUUACCAUGAUCUUGAUCAUGGCAUAGGAGUUAGAAUCAAAUAUAGAUCAGAAGUUCUGAAGUUGUGUUUGGUUUUGCCCUUCCUGAAAAUUAAAUCUCCGUGAUCUCCUGGGAUCUUGUAGACUUGUCCAGGUUGGGAUUUCUUUGUUUAAUCAUUAGAUGAUUAAGCGAGUAGGUGCAUGCAUUGGUUGGUUGAGAUGGUAUGCAAUGCACUACUUCAGGUUUACACUUUCCCAGACAAAUCCUUCCUCCAGUUAAAAAUACAUGAUGUUGGUUUUUACUUUUCAUGAU
Molecule: messenger RNA, 1724 nt
Organism: Phragmites australis (common reed)
Lineage: Eukaryota; Viridiplantae; Streptophyta; Magnoliopsida; Poales; Poaceae
Product: probable protein S-acyltransferase 17
Exons: 11
Coding region: 165-1343 (392 amino acids)
Biological process (GO): peptidyl-L-cysteine S-palmitoylation; protein targeting to membrane
Cellular component (GO): endoplasmic reticulum; Golgi apparatus
Molecular function (GO): protein-cysteine S-palmitoyltransferase activity
Source: RefSeq, a predicted model, not a curated record